Monopterus albus (swamp eel) is the source of this 1819-nucleotide messenger RNA. Its product is annotated as GTPase IMAP family member 8-like. Gene Ontology annotation, molecular function: GTP binding. The record is from RefSeq and is a predicted model, not a curated record. The coding region runs from base 320 to 1819 and encodes 499 amino acids. NCBI's taxonomy places the organism in Eukaryota, Metazoa, Chordata, Actinopteri, Synbranchiformes, Synbranchidae. The transcript is spliced from 5 exons.
CGGAGGUGGACUUGUCCAUCACCCAACCUGAAGUCACAGAGCUCUUCAAAGUGGAUCAUUGUUGGCCAGUUUGCAAACAGGAUGCACCAGCAGUGGCGUUUCCUGCAACCAAGCGAGGACGUGACAGAGGUGCAGUGGGACCUGUCCUGGAUAGAGAUGUCCAAUCUGUUGGAUAAGCAGUCAUACCCUGGCCCUUGAAGGAUCACUCUCACCUGAAGCAUAUACAGUAGAAAACCUCAUCCACUCUGACCUCUGGAAAGCAGUGGGUUGUGUCCAGUUGGUCAUAACUCAGCCAUGAAAAAAUAAAAGACCAGACAAAAUGGAAAACAAUUUUGAAAACAACUGUCAACUCAACUCAAUCAACUCUUCAGGGGGAAAAGACAGCAGCACCCUGCCUGAGGUCAGACUCGUCCUCAUUGGUGAGAGAUGGUGUGGCAAGAGUUUAUCAGGAAACACCAUACUGAGAAAGAAGAGGUUUGAGUGUGGCCGAACCAGAACAACUCAGUGUGAAGUGAGACAUGAAGUGGUGGAUGGCAGGAAGUUCAUUGUGGUCGAUGCUCCUGGAUGGAGCACGUCUCACUCCCUCCCAGAGAUCCCAGAGGGAGAAAAGCAAAGGUUUAAGCUCAACGCCUCCAAAUGUCCGCCCGGACCACAUGUUUUUCUUCUUGUUAUCCCAAUAGAUAUCGCUUUCUCAGAAGUGCAGAGGAGGACUGUGGAGGACCACAUGAAGCUUCUGGGAAACCAAGUGUGGAGAUACACCUUGGUGCUGUUCACCUGUGAGGAUUUUCUUGAGGGGAAAACAAUAGAGCAGCACAUUGAUAGUGAGGGAGACGCACUCAAGUGGUUAAUAGAAAGAUGCAGCAACAGGUAUCAUGUGUUUAAUAACAAAGAAAAAAACAACUCAUCUCAGGUCACACUGCUGCUGGAGAAGAUAGAUGAAAUGGUGUGGAACAACAGCAACAGUUACUACAAGAUCGACGAACAGACAUUUAACGUCAUCAAAGAAAAGCAACAGGAAGUGGCUGAAAGGGCGGAAAUGAGAAGGAGGAAUGCUGAGAAACAGAGACAGCAAAUGAAAACACUUAUUCAAGAAAUAAAACCCAUGACAAAACUUCAGAUUAUUCUACUGGGAAGCCACAGCGUUGGGAAAACCUCAGUAGGGAAUACCAUCUUGGGAAGCAAAGACAAAGGAGGUGGGAAAAGAACAGCACACUCUGCAGCCCACCAUGGUUUUGUGGGUACAACUGAAAUCACUGUUGUCGACACGCCAGGUUGGUGGAAAGGCUUCUCUGCAUCUGACACUCCUGAAGCGAUCAAAGAUGAACUGAGGCGCAGCGUGUUCUUGUGUCCCACCGGGCCCCACAUCUUCCUAGUGGUGAUAGCUCCAGAUGCAUCCUUCAAUGACAGUCAUUUAAACGCAGUGACCACACAUGUGGAGCUUCUCGGGGAAGAAGUGUGGAAACACACUAUUGUAGUUUUCACCAGAGGAGACUGGCUGGGACCGCACACCAUAGAGGAGUACAUCGAAGGGGAGGGAGAGGCCUUACAGUCUCUAGUUGACCGAUGUGGAAACAGAUAUCAUGUCAUUGAUAACAAGAAUGCUGAUGGUGGUACUCAAAUCACAGAGCUGCUGGAGAAAAUCACUGGGACUGUAGCUGAAAAUGAUGGGGACAUUUUUGUUCCUGAUGAAAAGAUACUCCUGGCCAUUGAAGAAAGAAAACAAAUGGUAGAAGAAAGAGCAAGUCUGAGGCAGAGUCAGGUCAAGGCCAAAAGAAAAUCUGUUAAAGGUACAGUAUGGUUCAGAGUCAUUUGGCAUUAG